AUGCAGCUUACGAAGUGCGUCAGGUUAGACUAUGUUCUGCUGGUCUUGCAUAGCUUGACAGCAGUGUCUACAGCGCAGUCCGUCUCGACGUUGCCGAACGGUUGUUACAUUACUUCAUCAAUCGUCUACGGGAACAUCUCCUGGUCAAGCACUGUGAGCACCACCGGCCAGAGCCAGUCAAGUAUAUCUACGAGCUCUCCGGCAACAACAUCAAGCGUUAGCAAUGGCGCAUCCUCCUCCUCCUACUCUACAAGUACGCCUCUCAAUCCCUCCAGCACAACGAGUUCCACGCUCCCGACCACAACCGCCUCGUCUCCAACCUCAGCCCCCUUCCUGAUCGCUGCCAACGGUUUCGGCAGUAAGCUGAGGGCUCGCGCACUGGACUUUGUGGCAUUCAACGGAAAUAAUGCAUAUCUCUUUCCUAACAAUGGCCUUGCCGCUGUUUUUCUCCUCACUGUGGAUGGCCGGUUGCAAGUCGGGAAUGGCAGCGUCGGCACCAACGGAAACACAGGCACAUUGCCUCUCGUGCAGCUCUCAGAUGAAAACCAGCCAAGUGGAUAUAUAUGGUCUUUCAACGGAACCAGACUGAUAUUUGGAGAUACGACGUUCUCGGCGAUUGCUGACGGACAGCUAUAUGUGGUUUUUCCUGGCAGUCAACCCCCUGAGGGAGCUGUGCAAGUUGGGAUGGUGGCUGAGUUCGUGGAUGUUUCAACAUCGAGCUCAAGUCUAUCCGCUUUGACAAGUACCAGCUCGAGUUCUCUACAGAGCACAAGCACUCGGGGGGCCAUCACGAGCACGUCUGAGCAACAGACGAGCGAGACCCUUCAACAGACGUCUGGAAGCACCUCUAUCACCAAUCAAGUCAGCUCUCUUGUCACCAGCGCAGGGACAAGUUCGUCGCCGGACACAAUAACCAUCACGACCACGACCACGACCACGACCUCGACAGUAGAAACGACGUCUGCUUCUUUACGAACCACGCGAACAACUUACACUAGCACAAGUACCUCUUCGUCAUUGGCAGGGUCGAGCUCGACAAGUCUCGUGUCUCAGUCCUCGGGCCAGAGUAAAAGCUCCAUGCCGUCUUCAACGCCGCAGUCAGCGACCUCUUCCCCUCUCCAAUCAUCUCUUUCAGCCAUAACAAGCAGCGCAACAGUUUCGAAUGGCUUCACCUCGUCGUCUUCCAGCCAGACCAGAAAUGUCCAAACUAGUGUGACAACGCCCAUGUCGAGGAUGACGAGCGUCACCACCACGGGAGGUGCUUCGUCGUCCCAACCAACUUCAACUUAUUCUUCUGUCAUAACGACGGCGUUGUCAAGUGCAACGGACUCGUCUUCGAAAAAUGUAUCUGCUAGUCAGUCCUUGAGUCUAUCAUCCAGUAUGAUGAAGUCAACAGCCACGGUAGCAAGUCAGUCCACCACCACCAGUCCAUCCAGGCAGAGUACUAUCAGCUCGGCUUUGAUUUCCUCGAUUUCUGCCAGCAGCAGCACCACCACCACCACCACAAGCAGGACGAGUUCUACAAGCCCAUAUUCGGGGUUGACAUCCAGCACCACAAGCGUCUCAACCACGAGCCCCUCUUCCUUUGGCCCAAGCACGUCGUCUUCAAAUCCCAUACCCUCCCCGUACCCAGCCAAACGAGGUCUUGUAUACACGAAUGUAACAACCCUCGACUUUUACCCCCCACCGUCCCCUUACAUUUCAUGGUCAUACGACUACUAUUCCCUGCCCAACGCGAGUGACAACGUCGGGCCGUACCCUUCAAGCCAAUACCGCUUCAUCCCCCUCCUGUACAAUGACGCCGAUUCUCUCACGUCCGUCUGGUCCGCCAACGUCAACUUUUCUAUCGCAAACUACGGCACGGACGCCAUAUUCGGGUUCAAUGAGCCCGACGCCAGCAACCCCGGCCAAUCAGCCGACAUGACGGUCGCUCAAUCGAUCCACGGCUACCAGAACUUCAUGCAACCGUUCGCCGGGCGCGUCAAGAUCGGGGCGCCUGCCGUGACCAACGCCGGCGGCGGACUGACCUACCUGGCGCAGUUCCUGGGCAACGCGACGCAGCUGAACCUGACGAUCGACUUCCUCAAUAUCCACUGGUACGCGUCGCCGUACAACAUCGACUACUUCGAGAGCUACCUCGUUCAGGCGUACAACCUGUCGCUCACCUACUUCCCCACCGCGCCCAUCCCCGUCUGGGUCACCGAGUUCGGCAUGGACCAGAACAACUACGACCAAGCCACAAUCGUGCAGUUCCUCAAGAACGCCUCCCGCUGGAUGGACGACCAACUCUGGGUCGAGCGCUAUUCCUGGUUCGGCAACUUCGCCGGCGGAUACACCAGCUCCGGCGCCCCCACGACGGACAUGCUGCUCAACGUCGACGGCAGCGGGCUUGGCGUGCUGGGCGAGGUCUGGUAUACAUAUAACGGGACGGAUUGA
Molecule: messenger RNA, 2436 nt
Organism: Fonsecaea erecta
Lineage: Eukaryota; Fungi; Ascomycota; Eurotiomycetes; Chaetothyriales; Herpotrichiellaceae
Exons: 2
Coding region: 1-2436 (811 amino acids)
Biological process (GO): fungal-type cell wall polysaccharide metabolic process
Cellular component (GO): fungal-type cell wall
Source: RefSeq, a predicted model, not a curated record